CGCACCAGUGAACCAAGCAGCUGCUCCCCGUCUGCACGCCACGGUACACACGUGCAGGGCUCCCGCCAAUCGCCGCCGAUUCACGUCGACGAUCAACGCGUCUGUAAGGGUACAACCAUGACCGCUUUGUCAGCUACGUCCUUCGCCUUGGUGCUGCUCUUGGGAGCGUUUUUGCGGGAGUCAAGCGCCGACGAAGGCUUCUUCAGGAAUCGCGGUCCGAUGCCGGACUCGCUGCAGACGCUGCUGCACGGCGAAGGAGAGACGCAGGUGCUGGGUAAAGUCGGCUCGUUCAAGCCGGGUGCAGGCAGCGCCACCGCCGUCAACAGUGAAGUGGAACUUCCGGCAAUGGCCGCGCUUCCGCAACACGACUGCCACAUUGAAGUGCAAGUGACGGAGCGUGUCCGCGGUCACUGCUCCGCGCUGACACUGUUGGGCAAGAGCUUCCCUGUGUGCAAGAACGGAGACCGGAUCUCGGUCAACAACCACGAGUGCGCGCACAUGGCCGCCUGACCACAGCGGCGCCACUGAC
This is a messenger RNA of Dermacentor albipictus, 529 nucleotides long. RefSeq lists its product as uncharacterized. Lineage: Eukaryota; Metazoa; Arthropoda; Arachnida; Ixodida; Ixodidae. The record is from RefSeq and is a predicted model, not a curated record.